AUGUUUGUUGGUGGCCUCAGUUGGGAUACAAGCAAAAAAGACUUGAAAGAUUACUUCACCAAAUUUGGUGAGGUAACCGACUGUACGAUAAAGAUGGACCCUAACACAGGAAGAUCCAGAGGCUUUGGAUUUAUUCUCUUCAAAGAACCUGGGAGUGUUGAAAAGGUUCUGGAACAGAAAGAACACAGGCUAGAUGGACGACUAAUUGACCCCAAGAAGGCCAUGGCAAUGAAAAAGGAUCCAGUGAAGAAAAUAUUUGUUGGUGGACUAAACCCAGAAGCCACAGAAGAGAAAAUCAGGGAAUACUUCGGAGAGUUUGGAGAGAUUGAAGCAAUUGAACUUCCCAUGGAUCCAAAGACCAACAAAAGGAGGGGGUUUGUGUUCAUCACUUUCAAGGAAGAGGAUCCGGUGAAGAAGGUUUUGGAGAAGAAAUUCCAUAACGUCAGUGGAAGCAAGUGCGAGAUUAAGGUAGCACAGCCAAAAGAAGUAUACCAGCAGCAACAGUUCAGUAGUGGUGGAGGAAGAGGUAGCUAUGGAGGAAGAGGCAGAGGUGGAAGAGGCGGCGCUCAAAGUCAAAAUUGGAAUCAAGGUUAUGGCAAUUACUGGAACCAGGGUUAUGGGAAUCAAGGAUACGGCUAUCAGCAAGGUUAUGGUGGCUAUGGAGGCUAUGAUUAUUCAGGAUAUGGGUAUUAUGGAUAUGGACCAGGCUAUGAUUACAGUCAAGGCAGUGCAAAUUAUGGGAAGACACCAAGACGUGGUGGUCAUCAGAAUAACUACAAGCCAUAUUGAUCAAACUUAUUCAGAUACAAGAAACAUACAGAAAUCAGAAAGCCAGAAGAGCUUACUUAACAGGAGGAAAACACUGAAAAGGAAGGAGCCCCUUAGAAGAGGAAUGGACUAUAUGUGACCAACUCUUUCAAGAUACUUUAGAAGAAAUAGCUGACUUCAGCUGCCUUUUCUGAUGCUGGAUUUUUUUUAAGGCUCUUGGAUCUCUGAUUGCAUGAAUUUCUGCAUGUAGAGCUACAGAGAGCACACAUGCACUGAUCCUUCCCUCAGAGCCACCUCCACAUUAACUAGGGGUGGGAAGCCACGAGGAUGUGUACGCAGCAGAGAUAACUGCUAGUGCAAAUAUAGGUCAAAAUGCAUUUUUACAUUUUUUACUGUAAAUGUCAGUCAUCACAUUUUUUGUAUUCUGUAUUGAUUUUUAUAUGUAAAAUAGCCUAUGCCCAAUAAAACAGAUGCAGUGAAGUAAGGUUACCCUCUCCAACUACUCCUAGUGUAACAGGUCAAGUUAUUUUCACGUGCUUUCCUAUAACAUUAGUUAGAAAACAUACGCAUUUUUCUGCUGACACCAGUCAAUAUUUUGGUCCAUGACUAUUCAUAAAAAAAGUGCAACUUGUACAUUUACCAGAGUUGUCUGGGGGUGAAGGGUAAAGGGGACAAGGCACAGAGCAGUUGUUUGACCUAGAAAGAUCCUGACCUGCUGUUAAAGCGCAUCCUAACACUGACCAUCACGGGGUUGAUUUCUGCCCUGGGCUUUUUCUUCUUCCUGUGCACUCAAAACACUUAUUUUGGCCAUCCUAAAACUGCACACCUUUCUACCGUGUUUCACUCGAGUGAUUAAAAAAUGACUCGUGAACUUAAAAAGAGCUUUGCAACCUGCGUGUAAGGCUCACGCUCCUGGACUGAAAGCCAUCGCCGAGAACCCAACAAGCCUCCGCCGCACGGUGGGGUGGAGAACGAAGACAACAAUCCCAGCCAAUGUGUAACUAACCCUCACAUACGUAAGCGGGAAGAUGUGCAAGUGCUUUACUAACUAGUUGUGUAGUAGUUAGGUAUUGGAGAAAUUGCCUAUUGCAAUUUACAUUGCCUUCAAUACAGACAGGUCUUGUGUUUUCUAUAUAGUUAAGAUGGGAGAUAGUUGGUAAAUAUAACAUCUCCGGAGAGUAAAUAUGUAGAGUUGAAGCGGGCCUGCUGCUAGUAAUUGGUUUCCUUGACACAUAUGAAAGUAUUUAACUUUUUGAAAGAGAGACAGCUUACUGCCCUUUUGUUUCUCCGAAGACAACUGCAAAUCAUCGAACAUGCAGCAUUUUCUAUGGUUAAAAAAAAAAAGAAAAUAAAACAAUGACCUCUUUUAGCUAGUCGUGCAGAGCCCUUUCAGGGAGCAGAGCACAAACCUUCCUGCACAACCGUUGGACUUCGACCUGAGCUCUGCAGGGCAGAGCUAUGUGCUGACACAGCAAAAGCCGUUCUAAUGCCCAGAGUGCCAGUGACCCCCGUGCCACAGAACUGGCCGGUCACUUAAGGAAACUUUUCAAAACCCAGCUGGGAAUCGGACUCACAGAGCUGCAGCAGCACAGGCACGAGGGGAACCAAACUUGGCCAUAGGUGCUGAGAGAAGCCAGAACUAAUUUUUAGCGUCUGUUAUCAUAAAGGGGCAAGCAUCCCCUGCGUGAUCUCCCAUUGCUUACACUCCUCGCCUAAAGUCGUUUUAACUGGGAGGGAGAAGGCGCAACGCAUUGGCAUCCUUCCCCAAAUGCCAAAGUGAAACAUCUUGUCCAGCUCUGCUGCCUUGUGUCCUUCUUCUCCCCGGAGGGAUUCGCUCCUUGGGACAGGGCUUGGCCACCGCAGAAACACACACAAGCCAUGCAAGAAAGAAAGAAAGAAAGAAAGAGAGCAGAUACUGUACCAAAGGGCAGGGCACGCUCACCCUGUCCAGGCCUGGGAAACCUGGGUCCCUUUUGCUGCCUGCAAUGCUACGAUCUCCCUGUUUGAAAAAAUAACUGCUUGUUGAGAAUGGUAAAGGACACGGGAGUUACUCGAACAGACACGCAAUGUUUCGGCAGAGGAGGACAGGUCUAGAACUUUACACCUCCAUUUCUGAUGACACAGCAAGUCAGCAGAGUGGUUUUAUGGUAGGGAAUUCACAGACACAUAGUCUGUCAUCUGGGAAAGAUCUUUAUACACAAACCAGAGAUUCACGUUUGUAACAGCCUGUUGAAAAAGACGAGGGUUAAAUCAUGCAGCAUGUUGAGGGAGGAAAGAUGAUCAUCACAAACGAAAAAAUUAAUUGUAGUUCACAUUCAAUCUCCAAGCACAAUAAAGCGUAUUGACUGAAGGAGCUUUUUGCUGGUAUAGCGGAGCCACACAACAGCUUUGAUUGCCAUAGCUGUGCUGAUGGGGCGAGAAAAAGUCACACAUUUAGAAAAGAAAUGGGUUUGUUGGAGCAUGUUGGAGCAGGUACCUGGCACUGUUAGUUAGGUGCAGCCGAACUAGGGGCUAACAGCUACAUUUCAGUAGUUUUAUUUCAAUAGUUGAUAUGAAUCACUCUUUCGUCCUGCAGCCUCAAAGCACUUCAGGGAAGGGAUCUCUGGUUUUAGUCUUUAUAUGAAAAAUAAUAAUGAAAAGGAGGUAAAUGUUACCAGACCAAGUAACUGCUUAUAAACGAGUGUAGUUUUUUUUUUUUUUCCUGGGCCCUAUCAAAGGAAUGAGAUGUUCUGGAAGUGGACUUGGAAGAUCCACCUUCCUCAGGCUCAAACACCCAGGAGUUUUCCUGGAAAGGCUCUUUGUGUACACGCUGCACGGCAGUGGCCCGGGAUGUGUCUGAGAAGGGAGAGAUCUGAGCUGUGAGCUGCUGUCUCAGGCAGAGAAACGGGGAGGGCUCUUCUCCCAGGGACACUUCUUGGUAGCCUGGAGAGCUCCAGCUCAUACAUCACUUACCUUUGGCAGUACUAAGAUGCUAGCAACUCCCACCCGCUUCUCCACGCAGGGGAGAGCAGGCUGGGCUCAUCCCCUGCUCGGUUUGCGGAGAUGAAGGGAUGGAGCUGACCUUGUUUUCAAACUGAUUCCCAUCCACUGCACUGAGUUACUCCCUGAUUUCAAAUGUACUCAAAAGCCAGGCCAGCAGCUUCACCAGGGCACGCUAUCUCCUGAAGAGCGUUACUGAAGCCCAUUGUUCCUGACUACAAUAAGAAGGUCUUUACACAAAGAUUCUUUAUUUUUACUGCUGUGGCUUGCUCCCAUCUGGCCAGUGAGGAGCCCUUACAGCGAGCAGUGAACUUCCAGCAGUGCAGAUAAAACAAACCAUUAGGAAAAGUGAGAAA
Messenger RNA from Haliaeetus leucocephalus (bald eagle), 4103 nucleotides. RefSeq names its product heterogeneous nuclear ribonucleoprotein A/B (gene HNRNPAB). NCBI's taxonomy places the organism in Eukaryota, Metazoa, Chordata, Aves, Accipitriformes, Accipitridae. Gene Ontology annotation, cellular component: nucleoplasm. The transcript is spliced from 7 exons. The coding region runs from base 1 to 789 and encodes 262 amino acids. Gene Ontology annotation, molecular function: RNA binding. Gene Ontology annotation, biological process: regulation of gene expression. The record is from RefSeq and is a predicted model, not a curated record.